Molecule: messenger RNA, 1507 nt
Organism: Vidua chalybeata
Lineage: Eukaryota; Metazoa; Chordata; Aves; Passeriformes; Viduidae
Gene: ZC3H10
Product: zinc finger CCCH-type containing 10
Exons: 2
Coding region: 98-1270 (390 amino acids)
Molecular function (GO): metal ion binding
Source: RefSeq, a predicted model, not a curated record
CCGAGCGGGUCCCGCCCGCCGCCGGCACCGGCCGCGCGUUGGUGGCGCCGGAGGCCCCGCGGGGAGGCCGCGAGCCGCCGCCGCCCCUCCCUGGAAGAUGCCGGACCGCGACGGCCGCGACGGCUACGCCAACAACGGCGGCAGCGGGGACGAGGCGGGCGCCGGCGCCGACGACAUCUGCCGCGACUUCCUCCGCAACGUCUGCAAGCGCGGCAAGCGCUGCCGCUUCCGGCACCCCGACAUCUCCGAGGUCACCAACCUGGGCGUGCGCAAGAACGAGUUCAUCUUCUGCCACGACUUCCAGAACAAGGAGUGCGUGCGCCUCAACUGCCGCUUCAUCCACGGCACCAAGGAGGACGAGGACUGCUACAAGAAGACGGGCGAGCUGCCGCCGCGCCUGCGCCAGAAGGUGGCCGCCGGGCUGGGGCUGUCGCCCGCCGACCUCCCCAACAGCAAGGAGGAGGUGCCCAUCUGCCGGGACUUCCUCAAGGGCGACUGCCAGCGUGGCGCCAAGUGCAAGUUCCAGCACCUGCAGCGGGACUACGAGUACGAGGCGCGGGGCCGCGAGCAGGGGCUGGGCCCCGGCGGGCGCCGCUACGAGCCCUACGACGGCCUCUACGACCCCGACGAGCCGGUGCUGAAGCGGCGGCGGGCCGAGGGGCUCUACGAGAGCUACGAGUACGGCUUCGCCAGCCCGCGGGCCGUGGAGUACCGGCUGCUGGAGGAGGAGAACGUGCUGCUGCGGAAGCGCGUGGAGGACCUCAAGAAGCAGGUGAACAACCUGCUGGCCACCAACGAGGUGCUGCUGGAGCAGAACGCGCAGUUCCGCAACCAGGCCAAGGUGAUGACGCUCAGCUCCACGGCCACGGCCACCGAGCAGACUCUGGCGCCCACGGUGGGGACGGUGACCAACUACAACCACAGCAUCGCGCAGACGCACACCACGCUCAGCAGCCAGGCCCUGCAGCCCCGCCCCGUCACCCAGCAGGAUUUGGUGGCCCCGGCCGGCGCCCAGGCCGCCCCUCCGGCCAACGCCGCGCCCCCCAUGAACCCCGAGAUCGCGCCGCUGUCGGCGGCCCUGGCGCAGACCAUCGCCCAGGGCAUGGCGCCGCCGCCCGUCUCCAUGGCGCCCGUGGCCGUGUCGGUGGCGCCGGUGGCCGUGUCCAUGGCGCAGCCGCUCGGUGGCAUCACCAUGAGCCACGCCACCACGCCCAUGGUCACCUACCCCAUCGCCUCGCAGAGCAUGAGGAUAACGGCCAUGCCCCACUGACCCCCCCGCCCAGCACCGGGGCAGCCACCGGGACCCCGGUGAGCCCGGCUGAGCCCGGGGUGGGGCGGCGGGACACGGACGGACGGACGCACGGACGCUGUGGGUGCUGCGUGUGCGACGCCCUCCCGGUGCCGGGGCGCCCCGGGAUGGACUGAGCGCCGGGGCGGAGUCCCGGGGGUGGCGCCGGGGCUCCCGGUGCCCUGUCAUGUUUUCGGCUAUUAAAACAAAACAGAAAAA